Messenger RNA from Linum trigynum, 1267 nucleotides. The record is from the annotation of a GenBank genome assembly. NCBI's taxonomy places the organism in Eukaryota, Viridiplantae, Streptophyta, Magnoliopsida, Malpighiales, Linaceae.
GUUUCUCAUCAGUAGACAGUUCCUCCGAGCUAAGUUUGUUGAACAGGGUUGGUUAGUUAGAGUUCCUACGUAAAUUCGUGUUUUUGUUUUUUGUUUUUUACUUUCUUGCUGAUCGUUGUCUUUCUUAUAUUGUCGAUUAACCCUGAUCCGUCCUCGAGUCAUGACCAGUGUUACGAUGAGACUAAACAUGAUGAGCAGUUUAGUGAUUAGAUGUUUGAUCCAUUUACUAGCUAUGUCAUUGUCGCGUUGUCAAUCAGUUCACAAUGAUGAUCCAAUUACCAGAGGUUUCGUUUCACUGCCUUUCAAUCAGUCGUACUACCACAUCCAGAGUCCCUACGAUUUGCCGCAGGAGAAGCGGUACAACUUCGUCAAUGGAGUUCACAGGUGUUGGGUUUACUCCACCGACAAGCCGCAUACCCGCACCAGCAGGACCAAGCCCCGCACCGAGAUCGCUAUUCAGGGUUACCAAUACAACUCAGGCACAUGGGGAUUCGAAGCUUAUGGUUACGUGCCGAAAGGGACAUCCGGCGUGUCGAUUAUGCAGGUGUUCGGAAGCAAGCCACCGACGGCGACUUCGUUGAUGCUUAUGGUUUACGACGGCAACCUCCAUUACUACAGCAAAAGUCAAGUCGUGCUCGCUAACAUCUACGACAAGUGGUUCAAGCUGAAUGUGAUCGACGAUUUCGAUUCCGGGAAGAUCCAGGUCUACAUCAACGACGAGCUCAAGCUGGAGGUUCUUGGCCGCGGGGGCAAAUAUCACGCAUUCAAAUGUGGAGUGUAUGCACAAAGGAACGCUUCUCGUCACAUGAAGUCUUGUUGGAGAGACAUUAAGAUUUUCAGAAAGAGAGCCUAGAUGAAUCAUGUGUGUAGCAAUAAACCAGCUAGUUGUGUGGGAAUUUGAUGUUUUGUAAUGUACGAGUAAUUUGGUAUUUUAUAAUGUACGAGCAAGCCCACUAGCCCAGCCAUGAUAUUAAUGGAAUGUCUAUAAUGUUUUAUCUCACGUCUGAUGUUUUUUUGGUUGGGUUAUAGGUACAAUACACCCCUCUACUAUAGUACUAUGACGUUUUAUCAAGCAUGCUCUUAUGUUAAAAUUUUUAUUGAAAAAAUUGUCAAUCAUGGUUGAACCGAGAUUUAGACCCGACAUCGACAAAUGAGAGCGAUGAUGUCAGUUUUGUCUCCCGUUUUAUUUCUCUGGGUCUCUUCAAAGUGAAAUUAUUUGAAUUAUUUGGCUAUACCAAAAAAAAAAUACUAAAGGGAUAUUUUAGAC